CUGUCACUCAGCGCUUAGCGCCUGCGAACAGGGAAGAGCGGGUUUAGCUGAGAAAGCGGUAAGGUCAUCCUGAAUCCCCGCGAGCUCCGGUCCAUCCGCCUUCUCAACAAAUAAACACGUUUAAAAAUAAUAAUUAAUAAUAAUAAUAAUAAUAAUAAUAAUCAUAAUGGAGCACGUGAAACGGAGACGGAUCUCAGCGCGCGGAUGAUUCACCGGAACUGAUAUUUAAAUAAAAAAGGAGUAAAACCACGCGAGAGGGAGAGUAGAGGUUUGGUUCUAAGCUGAUCAGGAGAAGGAGGCGCUUCCACACUGCGGACGGACCCGAGACCCCCAGGAUGUUGCGGCUGGCGUGUACCACCGUCCUGCUCUUCGUGCUCAGGCUGGUCCUGGCUCUGCCCUGGUUUCAGGUUCUCCCUGCCUCCCUCAUCUUCUUCCUGGGAACCGGAGGAUGGCACUCGCUGCGUGUGUUCAUGAAGACCAUCGGCCGAGACCUGCACGCCGCCAUGGUGCUGCUGAAGGUGAAACUGAACGUGAAGCGACACCUGCGCCAGCGUAACACCAUCCCCAAGAUCUUCGCCGAGACGCUACAGAAGUACGGCGACAAGACGGCGCUGAUCUUCGAGGGCACGGGCGAGCGCUGGAGCUUCAGGGAGCUGGACGAGUACUCGAACCGCGUGGCCAACCUGCUACACGAGCGCGGCUUCAGGGAGGGCGACGUGGUGGCUCUGUUCAUGGAGAACCGCUCUCAGUACGUGGGUCUCUGGCUGGGCAUGGCCAAGAUCGGCAUCGAGGCGGCGCUCAUCAACUUCAACCUGCGUCUGGAGGCCCUGGUGCACUGCGUCCACAUCUCCAACGCCAAAGCCGUGGUGUUCGGCAGCGAGCUGACCGACGCGAUGUCUGAGGUCCACAGCUCCAUGGGGAAAAGCGUAAAGCUCUUCUGUUCAGGUGACUGGGAUCCCAAACGAGUGCCUCAGGGAACCGAGCAGUUAGAGCCCCUCCUCCAGGCCGCGCCCACGCACAAGCCCACCCCCCCACAGCGCGGCUUCACCGAUCGGCUCUUUUACAUUUACACAUCUGGAACAACUGGAAUGCCGAAAGCUGCGAUCGUCGUCCACAGCCGGUAUUACCGUAUGGCUGCUCUGGUGUAUUACGGUUUCAGGAUGCGGUCAGACGACGUGAUGUACGACUGUCUCCCUCUUUAUCACUCAGCAGGGAACAUUGUGGGCGUCGGUCAGUGUCUGAUCCAUGGCAUGACUGUCGUCAUCAAGAGGAAGUUCUCAGCGUCCAGGUUCUGGGAUGACUGCAGUAAAUACAACUGCACGAUCGUGCAGUAUAUCGGUGAGAUCUGUCGUUACUUGUUGAAUCAGCCGGUGCGGGAUGUGGAGAAGCGUCACCGCGUGCGCAUGGCGCUGGGAAACGGUCUGCGUCAGUCCAUCUGGGAGGAGUUCAUCCAGCGCUUUAACGUCCCGCAGAUCGCCGAGUUCUACGGCGCCACCGAGUGUAACUGCAGCCUCGGCAACUUCGAUAGCAAGACCGGUGCGUGUGGCUUUAACAGCCGCAUCCUGCCCUUCGUCUACCCCAUCCGUCUGGUCAGAGUGAACGAGGAGACCAUGGAGCUCAUCAGGGGACCUGACGGAGUGUGUAUCCCGUGUGGUCCAGGUGAGCCGGGUCAGCUCGUGGGCAGAAUCAUCCAGAACGACCCCCUGAGGCGCUUCGACGGCUACGUUAACGAAUCCGCCACCAAUAAAAAGAUCGCCCAGAGCGUCUUUAAGAAAGGGGACAGCGCCUACCUGUCAGGAGACGUGCUGGUGAUGGACGAGUGCGGCUACAUGUACUUCAGAGACCGUACGGGAGACACCUUCCGCUGGAAGGGUGAGAACGUCUCCACCACCGAGGUGGAGGGAACGCUGAGCCGACUGCUGGACAUGAAGGACGUGGUGGUGUACGGUGUGGAGGUUCCAGGCGCUGAGGGUAAAGCCGGCAUGGCGGCCAUCGCAGACCCGGAUCAAACCUCGGACCUGGGAAAGUUCAGCAGGGAGCUGGAGAAGGCGCUGCCCCCUUACGCCCGCCCGGUGUUCCUGCGCUUCCUGCCUGAGGUCAACAAGACAGGAACCUUCAAGUUCCAGAAGACGGAGCUACGCCGCGAGGGAUUCGACCCGAACGUGGUGUCCGAUAAGCUCUACUUCCUGGACUGCACUAGAGGAUGCUACGUGGAGCUGAACGCCGAACUUCACCGCAGCAUCGCCUCGGGGAAACAAAAAGUAUAAAAACAAAACACUGCUGACUCCGCCCACUUUCUCAACCGUCCCUCAUCAAACCCCUCCCUAGGAACCUUUCAACGUCCCGCCCCCUCAUUACCUCAGCAACCGCAGUGAGGGGCAGCAGGAGCACGGCACCUCCCAGCUUGCUCGUUCAUCCACCCAUCCGUCCGUUAAGACUUACCCAGUGCCCCGCCCUCGACCUACCAUGCGCAGGACAACACACCCACUCUGAUAUGCGUUAUGGCACAAGGAGAGAGAGAGAGUGAGAGCGCGCGCCUCAUCGGCCUGUUCCGCACAACGCCGCCUUGUUUAAGACCCUUAAACGCACCCAAGAAAAAGAAACUCUUUCCGCUCAACGGAGGAAUCAAAUCGAUACGCGUCACGUGUCUGUCUACACACAGAAGAGCAGCAGACAGCCGUGAAAGUGACUCCGCCUGCAGACGCUAUUUAUUUUAAACUUUACCUGCACCAAAAAUAUUUAAGUUGUAGAAUAGCGUGUAUUUAUAAAACAGUUAAUUACUCGCAUCGUAGAAACAUCUGUGCACGGCGCAGGAGCGAGUCGCGACCCGCGACCGCGCCUGGCUACUGAGCUGUUCUUACACACCUCUAGGGGGCAGUGUGUCAAAGCAUGUGUAAGCGUUUGUGUGCACGUGUGUGUGUGUGUGUGUGUGAGAAGAGAACGUAUGUCAGGUUUUAUGUCUAUUUCUACACAGCUUUGCGGGGAGGGCGUGGCACUUGUAGCCACGCCCCUCACGCAAAAAAACGAAAGAUGAAAGGGAAUCCGGUUUAACUCGCCUCUUUGUUCUUUUCAAUCACAGAAGCAUGGCUGACGAUCAGAUGGAGCGCCGUGCUUUAACACACUUGUCUCUGUCCUGACCCGUCUCACGCACCCUGUGUAGGCUCCCUUUUUCACAUCACUUCCUCUAGAUUUCCGUUUUUACAACAUAAACACACCUUUUCUUAAAAAUCCUGUGCGACUCCUAGGUGUGUGUUGAUAAUCAUAUACGUAAUAAUGCAUAACGAUAUUUACUCGCGAUACGUCUGUACCAAGUCAUGGAAUUACAGCCUUGGGGAUUCCGGGUUUCCAGUUAGGGAAUUACGAGCUGCAACAUAACCCUUGUCACUUGUGGGCGUGGCUUGUCAUAUCUGCCGUUUCAUGUACACUAGUUGCUGCACUUAAACAACAUGUAAGAUGGGAUCAGUGUGUCAUUCACAUGUUAUCGGAUCUGUUCUGUCUCAGCUACGUUCUCGGGUUAGAUUAGCGAAGCGCACUAACCGUACCUGCUACAUACACUCCCGGGAAACGUCAGCCAUCUUUGCUAAUUCUCUUCCAGCUUUACACCCGUACAUAAGCUCGAACGGGAACUAAGUGCAGGUAGGAUCUUAAGUGUGUAAGCGGGGAACCCGAAAAAACGUAGCGUCUAGAGAACGAUCCGUGACUCUACAUGCGUUAAAAAGGAACGUGAAUUUGUUGCUCGCUAGCGUCAUCUCAGGGUUAGAUCCCUCAUUUUGACUGUGACACGUGGUCGUGUGUGUGUGUGUGUGUGUGUGUGUGUGUGUGUGGGCGCGAGUGCAUGUGACAGCCGGCUGUAGCAUGAGUCACUAUUUAUUACAAAGGGAAAAUGAUCAGAAAUGCUAGUGCUAAUGCUACGCAGGAGGUUAGAGUUGAUGUGUCUUUUGUUUUUUUUACACUCCCAAGUUUAAAAUUAGACCUGAAUGUGGGUUAUGAAUUAAUUUAUUCAAAUUAAACUAAGUAGUAUGUUUGGAAAUAAUCAGUAGUUGAUCUUGCACUCUGCUGUCUAAACUGUGGUGAUUUUAUUUUAUUUUAAUUUUGCACUUAUUUAUUUUUCAGAACAUUGUCUUGCUUUUAAUUGUCAUGGAUUGGACUGGUGGUAAUUAUGUUAAUUGUGUUUCCUGGUUUAUUUCCUGUUCUUGAUGUGUGUGUGUGUGUGUGUGUGUGUCUCUGUGUGUGUGUUUCGGCCCUAUGAAAGCAGUGAUGUCGUCGCGCAGCUCUGCCGAGGCGUCUUUACACUUUACUUCACCUUUGAAAAGAUUUGUUUUGAUUCAGAUUUACUGCAUACUUGGGGCCUGAAACGUGGCUCUGGUCCGAGUCACAGCGCCACCAUGUGAAUCUGAAUUGUGAACAACUCCAUGAGGAAAACUCGUACGCCAUUCCAACCAUAAUGUCAGACUGAGGAAGGGGGAGGGGGAUCAGCUCACUUCAAAUAUCAGUCUUUUAUCUUUUACUCCAUGUUGAGCAGCUUAUGUGUCUGUUUAGGGUCAGAACACACACCACGCUGUGAAAUGCCAGCGCUGAAAAGAGGGUCUAGUCACAUGUAUCUGAAAGAGAGAGAGAAAGGGAGAAUAAAUCAGACUGUAGUUCCGUGUUCUGGCCUGUAGGAGGCAGCGCAUGGCAUCACCUGACCAAAACAUAGUCUUCAUUCCAAAAAUAAAAACACUCCGAGCUGAUUUAUAUUUCUGUGUUGAAGUACGUUACUGUGUGUAACUAAGCGUGUGUCCGUCCGGUGGUUGAUUGGCACGGAGGUGUUUUUGACUCAAACUUUUAUCUUCCUGCUGUGGCUUUUUAUCUUUUUCAGUGUAACAUCAUUUAAAAAAACAUAGCAUGUGUUAGCCUUUGUGCUACGUUAAAAGGAAAAAAAAUGUCUUUGGGAAAAACCUCAAAUGAAACUGGCCGCUCAGCGCCGCUCUCAGUUUGCUAAAACUCACUAUAUGACUGAUUUACACAACGUUACUUCAACACAAACCUGCUCCCGUGAGGUCUUUUAUUCUUCUUACACUGAAAUACAGAAGUCUUAGUUUUUACGCUUGUCUUCAUUCCUGUUUAAUUUGAUUUUAUUCACCCAAGGGCGCCCCCUAGUGGGACAGGUUCAAUGCAGACAUAUAAAUCAGCAGAAAGGCAGCUUCACUUCAUUCCUUGCGUGGUUUUUUUUUUUUUUUCAUUCCAUUGUUAAAAAUGAGUUGUUGUUUUGGAAACUGUUGGUCUGACUUCAACAGCGUACCGUGUGAACGCUACUGGAACACUCCCUGUACACACACACUUCUGAUUUUAUAGGCUUUUUUUUUUCUUUAUUUGAUUUUCCAAAGUAAUGAAGGACCAAGCAGGACAAGUGACUGAACUUGACUUUUUUUUGUUGUUGUUGUUUAAGGUUAGGGCAGGGGUGUGUGUAAGGGGAGGGGGGUUUGUAUAGAGAGGGGUUGUGUAUGGGAGAUAGAGAGGGGAGGGUUUGUAUAGGGAGGGGGGGUUUGCAUGUUAAUUGAGGGUGGAGGUCGGCAUAAACAGUUAUUUUUGGGUCCAAGAAAACUAAAAACAAGUAAAACUGUUACCUGGGGAACAGGAAUGUGGUCACAGCCCUCGUUUGAAACGAACCAUCAACUCAGCGAGCGUCAGCGUUCUCCUGACCGCCGUCAGCGUUUCCUAAUUUUCCGUGCGGUGCUCAGGAACAACGUUUUAGUUUCAGAAAAAAGGAACACAGUGUGUUGGGUUUUUGGUUUAGAUUGUGCACAGUGCUCUGUAUGUGUGUGUGUGUGUGUGUGUGUGUGUGUGUGUGUGUGUGUAGGGGGAGGUGUGUGAGGUGUGCACGUCGCACUGAAGUCCUCUUGUCUCUUACUAGCUGUAUAUUGAGGUUUUCAGAAGAAAAACAACCUGGCAUCAGAAAAUCAACAUUAAUAAAAAAUCUAUAAACU
Clarias gariepinus (North African catfish) is the source of this 5966-nucleotide messenger RNA. It is a transcript of the gene slc27a4, whose product is annotated as solute carrier family 27 member 4. The transcript has 13 exons. Gene Ontology annotation, molecular function: long-chain fatty acid transmembrane transporter activity; long-chain fatty acid-CoA ligase activity. NCBI's taxonomy places the organism in Eukaryota, Metazoa, Chordata, Actinopteri, Siluriformes, Clariidae. Gene Ontology annotation, cellular component: microvillus; plasma membrane; endoplasmic reticulum membrane. Gene Ontology annotation, biological process: very long-chain fatty acid catabolic process; long-chain fatty acid import into cell; medium-chain fatty acid transport. The coding region runs from base 336 to 2267 and encodes 643 amino acids. The record is from RefSeq and is a predicted model, not a curated record.